This is a messenger RNA of Clupea harengus (Atlantic herring), 2271 nucleotides long. Its product is annotated as zinc-binding protein A33-like. The record is from RefSeq and is a predicted model, not a curated record. The transcript has 5 exons. Gene Ontology annotation, molecular function: zinc ion binding; protein binding. The coding region runs from base 18 to 1358 and encodes 446 amino acids. Lineage: Eukaryota; Metazoa; Chordata; Actinopteri; Clupeiformes; Clupeidae.
UGCAACUACCAGACAAAAUGGCAUCCAAGGCCUUUUCAGAAGAGGAUUUAUCCUGUCCUGUGUGCUACAAUAUCUACAAGGAUCCUGUUAUUCUGACCUGUACUCACAGCAUCUGUAAAACCUGCCUGCAGAAGUUUUGGGAAACCAAAGGUUCCAGGGAAUGUCCAAUCUGCAGGAGAAGGAGCUCAAGGGAGAUAUAUCCUCUCAACCGGGUUCUAAAGAACCUGUGUGAGACUUUCCAACAGGAGAGAAGUCAAAGAGAACCAUUCUGCAGUCUGCACCGUUCUGAACUCAAGCUUUUCUGUGAAGAUGACAAACAGCUUGUGUGUUUGGUGUGUCGAGACUCAAAACUCCACAAGAACCACAACUUCAGUCCUAUCAGUGAAGCAGCACUUGAGCGUAAGGAAGAACUGAAGAUCAAACUGGAGCCCUUACAGAAGAAGCUGGACAACUACAAACAAGUUAAAACAAGCAGUGAUAAAACUGCCCAACAUAUGAGAGUCCAGGCCCAACACACAGAGAGGCAGAUCAAGGAGGAGUUUGAGAACCUUCACCAGUUUCUACGAGAUGAAGAGGCAGCCAGGUUAGCUGCACUGAGGGAGGAAGAGGAGCAGAAGAGUCAGGUGAUGAAGGAGAAGAUUGAGAAGAUGAGCAAAGAGAUCUCCUCUCUUUCAGACACAAUCAGAGCCAUAGAGGAGGAGAUGGGAGCUGAUGACAUCACAUUCCUGCGGGAGAGGGUUUCAGGAGCUCUGAUCAAUGUGGAAAAACACCUGGGCAACCUGAAGUUCAGAGUCUGGGAGAAGAUGAAGGAGAUUGUUCAAUACACUCCUGUGACUCUGGAUCCCAACACUGCAAACCCACAACUCAUCCUGUCUGAGGAUCUGACCAGUGUGAGAUACAGUGAUGUAACACAGCAGCUUCCUGAUAACCCAGAGAGAUUUGAUAUGGGUGCCUGUGUCCUGGGCUCUGAGGGCUUUAACUCAGGGACACACUGCUGGGAUGUGGAGGUUGGGGGCAGUGAUAUUUGGUCCCUGGGAGUGAAGACAGAGUCUGGUCAGAGGAAGGGAGUGGGUGCCCUCAGUGGAGCCUGGUUUGUGUAUCAUGUUAAUGGUGCAUAUAGAGCAGACUCUCCACCCCAGCCCACCACUCGCCUCACAGUGAAGCAGAAACCCCAGAGGAUCAGAGUGCAGCUGGACUGGGAAAGAGGAAAGCUGUCAUUCACUGACCCUGAUAAUAACACACACCUACACACUUUCACACACCCUUUCACUGAGAGAGUCUUUCCAUUCUUUAGGACUCUCUCAUCUCUGAGGAUCUUACCAGUGAAGGCUGCAGUAACAGUAGAGCAGCUCAGUUAGAGUUCAGACACCUGCUGCAGUUCAUCUCCUGCAGGAGGGAAACACUGAUGAUCAGGCAACAUUUUCAUUUUUUCAAUUUGAUCUGGCAGCACAACACAAUUUAUUCACAUAGAAAAAUGCAUUGGUGAUAUACAUGCCAAUGAUUCAUCUGAAGUUGUGGUGCUUAUUAUAUUUCAUAGUUAUUGUAUUUUCAUGGGGAAUGCAAGAAGUAAUCUGGUCAAUUCAGCACUUCAUUCUGAUAAUUGGUUAUGGAGGACAUGGGACAGGAAUUUCUCCUUAUUUUUUUGGCUUUUCAUGAAAUUACUAGUUUUCAGAAACUCUACCAUGAUGGGCACCUGUUGCCUAAUAACCUGAUUUCUUCAUGCCUGAACUGCUGUGGAGAUGAGUAUACCAAUGAUGAUUGGCUCAAAGAUUAUGUUUCAGAUCAAAAUAAAUGAUUAGAUUAUUACAUAUUAUAUCAUAAUCGGUGCCAUGUUAAUUAUAUCUGCAAUCUAGAAUAAAUAAUAUUCCAUAAUCUGUGUCAUGUCAUUAAUAUCUGUAAUCUAGAAUAUUCCAUUACUGUCUAAUGAAAGCUGGUGACAUAGGCAUCGCCCUCUACACACUCACCAUUCCACACCUCCCAGUUUCUGAUUACUGACUCCACCCACAUCAUCACACACCUGAAAGCCAUUAUGGACUCAGUAAGUCACUGAAUAAGUACCUGUGUCACCUGUUAUGAUACCACUAUUCAAGUCUACUUCCUGGCUGAGCAUCACUGGUAGUCUUGAUACUCACCUGUGUCUGCCUCUCCCUUAACUGAUUUGAACUGAGCCUUUUGAUGAACCUGUUUUCCUGUGUACUGGUCUCCUGCCUUAUUGCCUUUCAUGAGUGUGCACCAUUGUAAAGAAUAAACCUGGUUCCUUAUCAAAAACCA